Molecule: messenger RNA, 1535 nt
Organism: Chrysochloris asiatica (Cape golden mole)
Lineage: Eukaryota; Metazoa; Chordata; Mammalia; Afrosoricida; Chrysochloridae
Gene: FRS2
Product: fibroblast growth factor receptor substrate 2
Exons: 5
Coding region: 6-1535 (509 amino acids)
Biological process (GO): cell surface receptor protein tyrosine kinase signaling pathway
Cellular component (GO): cell-cell junction; cytoplasm
Source: RefSeq, a predicted model, not a curated record
AAGUCAUGGGUAGCUGUUGUAGCUGUCCAGAUAAAGACACUGUCCCAGAUAACCACCGGAACAAGUUUAAGGUCAUUAAUGUGGAUGAUGAUGGGAAUGAGUUAGGUUCUGGCAUAAUGGAACUUACAGACACAGAAUUGAUUUUAUACACACGCAAACGGGACUCGGUAAAAUGGCACUACCUCUGCCUGCGACGCUAUGGCUAUGAUUCAAAUCUCUUUUCUUUUGAAAGUGGUCGAAGGUGUCAAACUGGACAAGGAAUCUUUGCCUUUAAGUGUGCUCGGGCAGAAGAAUUGUUCAACAUGCUACAAGAGAUUAUGCAAAAUAAUAGUAUAAAUGUGGUGGAAGAGCCAGUUGUAGAAAGGAAUAAUCAUCAGUCAGAAUUGGAAGUUCCCAGAACACCUCGAACACCUACAACUCCAGGGUUUGCUGCUCAGAAUUUACCUAAUGGAUAUCCCCGAUAUCCGUCAUUUGGAGAUGGCUCAUCUCAUCCAUCAAGCAGACAUCCUUCAGUGGGCAGUGCACGCCUGCCUUCAGUAGGUGAAGAGUCUACACAUCCUUUGCUUGUGGCUGAGGAACAAGUACAUACCUAUGUCAAUACUACAGGCGUACAAGAAGAGCGGAAAAACCGAGCAAGUGUGCAUGUCCCACAUGCCCCAUUGGAGGCAAGGGUUUCUGAAAGCAACACGCCAACAGAGGAGCCAAGUAGUAUAGAGGACAGAGACCCUCAGAUUCUUCUUGAACCCGAAGGAGUCAAAUUUGUUUUAGGACCAACUCCUGUUCAAAAGCAAUUAAUGGAAAAAGAAAAACUGGAGCAACUUGGACGAGAUCAAGUCAGUGCAAGUGGAGCAAAUAACACAGAAUGGGACACUGGAUAUGACAGUGAUGAACGAAGAGAUGGUCCCUCUGCUAACAAACUAGUGUAUGAAAAUAUCAACGGGCUAUCUAUCCCUAGUGCCUCAGGGGUCAGGAGAGGUCGUCUGACAUCCACCAGUACCUCAGAUACCCAGAACAUCAACAACUCAGCUCAGAGGAGAACUGCUUUAUUGAAUUAUGAAAAUUUGCCAUCUUUGCCUCCUGUUUGGGAAGCCCGCAAGUUAAGUAGGGAUGAAGAUGACAAUUUAGGACCAAAGACUCCUUCUCUAAAUGGCUACCAUAAUAAUCUAGAUCCAAUGCAUAACUAUGUAAAUACGGAGAAUGUAACAGUGCCAGCAAGUGCUCACAAAGUAGAAUAUUCCAGGCGUCGGGACUGUACAGCGACAGUCUUUAACUUUGAUAUCAGACGUCCAAGUUUAGAACACAGGCAGCUCAAUUAUAUACAGGUUGACUUGGAAGGUGGCAGCGAUUCCGACAACCCUCAGACUCCAAAAACGCCGACCACUCCCCUUCCACAAACCCCUACCAGGCGCACAGAGCUGUAUGCUGUGAUAGACAUCGAGAGAACUGCUGCUAUGUCCAAUCUGCAGAAAGCACUGCCACGAGAUGACGGUACAUCUAGGAAAACCAGACAUAAUAGUACUGAUCUGCCCAUGUGA